Lates calcarifer (barramundi perch) is the source of this 3435-nucleotide messenger RNA. Its product is annotated as rap guanine nucleotide exchange factor 1. The transcript is spliced from 23 exons. Gene Ontology annotation, molecular function: guanyl-nucleotide exchange factor activity. NCBI's taxonomy places the organism in Eukaryota, Metazoa, Chordata, Actinopteri, Centropomidae. Gene Ontology annotation, biological process: Ras protein signal transduction; positive regulation of GTPase activity. Bases 244 to 3042 code for a protein of 932 amino acids. Gene Ontology annotation, cellular component: plasma membrane. The record is from RefSeq and is a predicted model, not a curated record.
AAGAGGAAGAGACAGUGAGAAAGGAAGUGACAGAGAGAGAGAGUGGGAGCAGGAGGACGAGAGUGAAAAACAGAAAUAUUAAAAGACAGAGAGGACAGAGAGAGGAAAAGGUGGAGAGACACUGACAGAGACAGACAGAAAGAGAGAGAGGGAGAGAGAGAGAGGCUGUUCAACAUGAGAGCAGAGGAUUAAACUGUCGCUCUGCUGAUCUGAGACCAGCUGUCUGUCUGUCCACCUACAGACAUGUCCUCACGGGCUGAUAGUAAGACAGCCUCUCAGUUUGCCUAUCUCACCAUGAGGCUGAAGGAUAAGCUCCACCCGCCACGGAUCAGACGCACUGAGCGAAUCAAACACUCCCCAUCACAGAGGAGCAAACCACCUGACCUGAACCUGCAGGAGGACUCACUGCACAAGGGGGGGUUGUUGGCUGACCAGCAGCGAGCCGUCGUCAGUUCUCUUCAGUACUUCAAAGCUCUGGUGGACCGACUUGGACUCGACAAACCUGGAGUGAACAAACUGGUCCUGGACCAGUCCGUGGUGGGGGGUCUACUGGGUGGGGCCUCCGGCAGGGUCCUGGAGGCGGUCCAGACUCUGGUCCAGCUGGAGCCACACCUGCACAACAGUAAGACCGUCUCUGCCUGUCUCACUCGACUCUACCAGUCUCUGGCUGAGCUGAUUCGCUGGGCUGAUCAGGUGAUGCUGCAGGGCGUCACCCACGAUGACAAGGAGUCCACAGUGAGCGUUACCACGGUGAUCAGGGCCGUGCUGGACGGGGUCAAGGAUCUGGUUCGAUUGGCUGCAGAGAGACAAGAAGGCUCCUCCUCCUUGUCUCCUGUCCAAUCACAGCCUCCCGACCAGGAGACGCUGGGCAGGACGUCAACCUGCAGGACUCCUGCAGCUCCUGAGGAGGAGGAGGAGGAGGAGGAGGAGAAGGGGGUGUGGAUGGAAAGGAGACGAGAGGAACAGACAGUUUCAGCUCCUCCAAAACCACUAAUGCCCCUCCCCCUGGGACUCAGUCCUCCAGCUCUUCCUCCUAAGAAGCGUCAAUCAUUGCCAAGCUCCGUCCCCUGCAGGGUUGCCAUAGUCGCACCAAUGAGACGAGAGCCUGAAACUGAGUCACAGGACUGUGAGGACGACGACUGUUUGAAGCGCUGCUCUUCUUCUUCUGCAGAAUCUGCUGCUGACAACAACACACACUGUGAGGAGGAUCCAGAUUACGACUUCCUCCACACAGACCUCUCGUCCUCUGAGACUCUCCCCCUUCUCCCUCCCUCCUCCUCACUCCCCCCUGCCCUGCCGGAGAAGAGACGACGCAGCACUGCCGGUGUGACCAGCUCUCAGUCCCCACCUUCUUUUGAGUUUGAUCCCGCCUCCCAGAAACAGAACCCCGCCCACUCUGAUGAUGUCACUGAUCCUGACGAGCCUCUGUCCUCCCCCCUGUCCCCCAGCAAGACUCCCCCUCCCCUCCCUGAGAAGAAACGGCACAUCCAUCAGUACCUGCAGGUCUGUUCGUCGUACAGCGCUCAGUCUGCAGCCAUGUUCUACCAGCGACCUCCGACCUUUGGUCAGAGUUACAGACAGAGAGAGGUGGACACCACCCACCAGCUCACACACACACACCUGGACGCAGACUCCGCCCCCUCACCUGAGCUGCCUCCUGCUCCGGCUCUACCACCGAAGAAGAAACAGCAGGAUUCAGCCGAAGACGACAAACAGACCAGCGUGAACCAGAACAGAGACAGUUCUCAGAGUUUCCAGCAGGAGGAGGAGGAGCAUGGAGGGAGGAGCAGGGAGGAGCAGGAGGAGGUGUUACUGACUGACCAGCAGGAGAUCCUCCACAGAAUCACCAUGAAGCCUGAGGAGGAGGAGGGGCCAGACGUAAAGGCGGCCUCUCCUGAGAUCCUACUGGUCUACGCCACAGAGACUGACAGCAGCACCGAACAGGUCCUGUAUUGUGAAGCCUUCCUCUCCACCUACAGGACCUUCAUCAGCCCGAGCGACGUCAUCGGCAAACUGCAGUACAGGUAUAAACACCUGUGUGAAGGACGUGAACCUGCAGACCUGAGAGCUGCCAAAAAGACUUUCCACCUGCUGGUCAGAGUGGUGGAUGAGCUGUGUGCAAUGGAGCUGGACUCUGAUUUGCUGCUGCUGCUGAUGGACCUGGUGUUCAGGCUCCUGAUUGGUGGAGAGCUGGGACUAGCUCACCAGCUGCGCUCCAACAUCCUGUCCAAAAUGGAGCAGAAGUGGCAGCUGAUUGGAUCUCCACAGUCACUCCGCCCCCUGGCAGCCAGGGGCGUGGCAGCCAGACCAGGAACUCUGCUGGACUUCAGGAGUCAGGAUUUAGCUGAACAGCUGACUCUGAUGGACUCUGAACUCUUCUACAAGAUUGAGCUGCCAGAGGUGUUGCUGUGGUCUAAAGAGCAGAAUGAGGAGAAGAGUCCAAACUUGACAGAGUUCACUCAGCACUUUAACAACGUGUCUUUCUGGGUUCGUUCAGUCAUCAUCCUUCAGGACAAACCUCAGGACAGAGAGAAACUACUGCUGAAGUUCCUGAAAGUCAUGAAGCACCUGAGGAAGCUGAACAACUUUAACUCAUAUCUGUCCAUCCUGUCGGCUCUGGACUCCGCCCCCCUGCGACGCCUGGACUGGCAGAGGAGCACAGCUGAGGCUCUGGAGGAGUACAGCUCUUUGAUUGACAGCUCGUCAUCAUUCAGAGCGUACAGAGCAGCUCUGGCCGAAGUGGAACCUCCCUGUAUACCUUACCUGGGUUUGAUCCUUCAAGACUUGACCUUUGUCCACCUGGGGAAUCCUGACAACUUGAUGACAUCAGAGGGUUCAAAGGUCAACUUCUCUAAGCGCUGGCAGCAGUUUAACAUCCUCUACACGCUGAGGAGCUACCAGCAAGUUCCUUACUCUCUGCAGCCCAACGAUGACAUCAUACUGUUCUUUAAUGACUUCAGCGAUCACCUGGCCGAGGAGGCGCUGUGGGAACUCUCUCUCAGGCUCCGCCCACGGAACGCCCCAAGAACCAAUCAGAGAUGACAGAUUAAAACCAACCAAACUGGGACAAAGACUGGGUUAGCCUGUGCUAACGUGUUGUAACAGAGAAUGAGGACACACCUGGUGCUAUCCUGAAUCAGAGUGGGCUAAAGUGAUGCUAGUCUGAGGCUAACAUCACACAGACACUUGUUCAAAGCUGUUCAUAAACUGGGCUAACCACAGCUAACUCAUGCAAACUCAUGCUAAAUGUAAUAACCUUCAAUAACCUGGACCAUCAGCUACCUGCUUCGUCUGGGGCUAACCUGUAGCUAGCCAGGUAUAUCAAGGUGGACUAAUGUGCAGGCUAGAUGGGUGUGGCCUCCUCCUGUGUCUGACCUCAGAACUGUAUUUGUAUUCACUGCAAAAUUCCAAUAAAUAUCACUGUUCACCUGUCAA